Molecule: messenger RNA, 1966 nt
Organism: Ochotona princeps (American pika)
Lineage: Eukaryota; Metazoa; Chordata; Mammalia; Lagomorpha; Ochotonidae
Gene: ZSWIM2
Product: zinc finger SWIM-type containing 2
Exons: 9
Coding region: 49-1860 (603 amino acids)
Molecular function (GO): zinc ion binding; ubiquitin protein ligase activity
Source: RefSeq, a predicted model, not a curated record
GCCUCCGCGAACCCCAGCUAGGAGCCGCCCCCGCUGGCACCGCGCAGGAUGCUCGGCCGAGGCUCCAAGGCCGCUGGGAGGCGGAGACACUUGAGCAGCCGCCUGAGCCAGCAGCAAGACCAAGCUCUGAGCAGCAGCAUCUAUCUCCUGCGAGAGAUGGGCCCUACUGGCUUCCUGCUGCGGGAAGAGGAGCCAGAAAACAAGGAUUUCCGAGUUUUCUUAGGAAAUCCUCAUGUUUGUAACUGUUCCACAUUUCUGAAAGGAGAAGAACUGUGUAAGCAUAUAUGCUGGAUCUUGUUGAAAAAAUUCAAGCUUCCCAGAAAUCAUGAAUCUGCCCUGCAGUUAGGUCUUGUAGAAGGAGAAAUAAAUGACUUGCUGUGUGGGGUGCAUAAAGUUCAAACUCCCCAACCUAAAACAAAUGUUGAAAAUGCACUUGCUGAAGAAAGGGAAUACACUCAGCAGAAGGAAAUUGAUUCAGAGGAUGUAUGCUCGAUUUGUCAAGAGGUAUUUUUAGAGAAAAAGCUUCCUGUCACCUUUUGCAGAUUUGGCUGUGGCAAGAGCGUUCAUAUAAAAUGCAUGAAAAUCUUGGCUAAUUAUCAGAAUAUGACAUCAGACACUUCCAUGUUGAAAUGUCCUCUGUGCAGGAAAGGAUUUGCACCAUUAAAACUUAUUUUGGAAGAAUUCAAGAACUCUAACAACCUUGUGACUAUAUCUGAGAAAGAGCGGCUAGACAAACACCUUGGUAUCCCCUGUAACAACUGUAAACAAUUUCCAAUUGAGGGAAAAUGUUAUAAGUGUACCACAUGUGUGGAAUACCACUUAUGCCAGGAAUGCUUUGAUAGCUGCUGCCAUCUUUCUCAUACUUUUACAUUUCGGGAGAAGAGAAACCAAAAAUGGAGAUCUCUAGAAAAAAGAUCAGAUGUAAAACAUACAGCUUCUACAAGUGAAAGAGAAGAGAAUGUAACACAAUCUCAAGAAAAGAAAGGUCAAGUUCACACACCAGAAUAUGUGUUAAAAUCGUUACCUCUGCUACUGAUUACAAAGAACAGCAAACUGCUUAGUCCGGGCUACCAAUGUCGACUUUGUUUGAAGGCAUUUCAUCUUGGUCAGUAUACACGCUCACUACCAUGUACUCACAAGUUUCAUAGGAAAUGUAUUGACAACUGGCUACUCCACAAGUGCAACUCAUGCCCUAUUGAUGGACAAGUUAUCUAUAACCCUUUAAUCUGGAAAGAUACUGCAAAGAAUGGACAAGCACAUCAGGCUGACUCAAACAUAGACAUCACUCAGGCCUCAAAGCAGGAAGAACCAGAACUUCUUAUUCCUUGUAUUGGAUUAAUCUUGCAGCAAAAUCGACAUGGAAUUUUACCAAGUAUACAUCAGUGUAAUUCUGAAAAAGUGAAUACAUCUCAGAGUCCAACAGAUAACUGUCAGAAUUUAACAGAAGAUGAUGCUAUCUGCUCUACCAAAUUAGAUGAUUCAAAGUCAAAAAAAGCAAUCUAUGAAUGUAAAAUUAGCCAACACUUCCCCACAUAUCUUCAAGAUUUACCCACUAGACCAUUUGGGAAAAUACCAUACCAAACAUUUCUUCCCUCCCUUGCUCACAAGAAUAUUUUUUGUCCCACUAGAAUGGAACCCACCGGUUUUAGUGAAAAAUACCCCACUAACCAAAAUUUAAAGACAACAAAAACCGUUAAAUGCAUUAAACACAAACCAAAGAAGACCCUUGGUACUCAAAUAAGAGAGGAAAAUAAGAGAACAGGUACCUUACUUCCAGAAGAUUUAAGUCUUACUAUCAAUUGGGGUAUAACUAAACUUAGCUUGUCUGAAAGAUGUAAUCCAUAUAAGGGUGGAAAUUAGACAAAACUUUCAUGGCCUAUAAUCUCUUUAAAUAUAAAGCAAACUAAAAUAUCUUCAGUACUGGAAAGUUUCAACUGUGGAAAAAUACUUUGAUUAUCAAAAAUGU